UCGAGAUUUGUGUCGGGUGGUGGCGCGGAGCUCUACAGUGACGAAUUUCUUGGCGGGGGCGGGAGAGGGAGAGGGAGCGGAGCGGGAGGGGGAGCAACUUAGUCUAUACCCUUUCAACCGCUUUUCGGCGUUGAAUUCGGUCGAUUUGCCGAAGAACUAGCUCGGAAAGUCGGGGGAACAUAACUGCCAGUAAGACCCUGUUCUUUAGUAGGAUGCUCUGGUUGACUCCGAUAAAGUGUUAUGAUACAACUGAAAAGUAGUAUAAUAAUUGCCAGAAACGGUUUGGAGAGAUUCUAGAUAAGUUUCAAAUUGGCUACUUUCCUGUUUUCUCUCAGGCCAGCUUGCUUUGGUCUUCCCUUUAUAUUGACUCGUGGAAAUCUAGGAGGCUGCUGGAUUUGUACGUAGUGCUGGGUUGCUGGAGGGGAAGGGUGGUGGGGGUGGGUUUUCUGAGGUGGGAUUGUGUGGGGAUGGAUACGUUGGAUUUAGGAAUCGGGUUAAAACCAACGAGAAUCUCUUGUAGAGACUGGUGUUUGAGGGCUUUCCGAGGUGAAUUUAGGGUUUGGAGAGAUGUUUAGGAGGUUAGAAUUCGGCUUUCGGUUGUUGAUUUUUGGAGGUGGAAUGUGUUUAUCUCGGUGGAGUUAAUCGUAUAUAAGGUUGGACCCAAGCCAGGAGAAUUCUUUUGUGAUUCUCUUAAAGUGAUUGCCAUUCCCAUUUUUGGUCCCUGAUAUGGCGAAUUUGCAAAGGUUGCAAAAUUCCACUCUCAGCACGGCAAACAACUAUGGCCCAUCCCGGGUUGAAGGAGUGCCAGAUCAAUUUCCGGCAGGUCUCAGGGUGUUGGUGGUUGAUGACGACACCAUUUGUCUCAAGAUACUGGAACAGAUGCUCAAGAAAUGCAUGUAUAUUGUUACAAUAUGUAGCCGAGCUACAGCUGCGCUAUCCCUCUUAAGGGAGAAGAGAGGUGGUUUUGAUGUGGUCCUAAGUGAUGUCCAUAUGCCUGACAUGGACGGUUUCAAACUUCUCGAGCUUGUCGGACUGGAAAUGGACCUACCUCUGAUCAUGAUGUCUGCGGAUGGGAGGACUAGUGCCGUCAUGAGAGGAAUCAAACAUGGAGCCUGUGAUUAUUUGAUUAAACCUAUACGCAUAGAGGAACUCAAGAACAUCUGGCAACAUGUUAUCAGAAAGAAGUGCAUUGAAAGCAAAGAGCAUGAACAAUCAUGUAGUAUCGAGAAAAAUGAGAAACAAAGACAUGUGGGGGAAGAGACUGACUAUGCAUCAUCAGUUAAUGAAGGUUCAGAUGGAAACUGGAAAAUCCACCGAAAGAGGAAAGAGUCCAAGGAUGAUGAAGUUGAUGGUGAACAAGAAAAUGAAGAUCCUGCUGCUUCAAAGAAGCCACGUGUGGUUUGGACAGCAGAACUGCAUCAACAAUUUAUUAAUGCAGUUAACCAACUGGGAAUUGAGAAGGCUGUUCCCAAGAGAAUCCUAGAGUUGAUGAAUGUCCCAGGUCUAACCAGGGAAAAUGUUGCAAGUCAUUUGCAGAAAUUCAGGCUUUACUUGAAGAAAAUUAGUGUUGCUGCUCAGAAUCAAGGUGUAAUCUUGAGUUCCUUUGGUGGUCCUGCAGAACCAAAUGGCAAACUGGGUUCAAUGGCCAAUAUCAGUGUUCAAGCAUUGGCUGAUUCUGGUCAAAUGGCACCACAGUCCUUUGCUGCUCUCCAUGCCGAGUUCCUUGGCCACAAUACUGGCAGUUUGGCCAUGCCAGCAGCAGACCAGUCUACACUUGUGCAAGCUGCACUUCAUGGAUUGAAGGGAAAUCCUGUUGAAAGGGGUACUGCCUUUGCCCAGCCACUGAUUAAAUGUCAAUCUGAUUUGACAAAGCAAUUUACACAAACCAGUAUGUCUAUAGAUGAUAUCCCAUCUGCUUAUUCAACAUGGCAAGCACCUCUUGGAGUGGCAGCUUCUUGCAACAGCAUUGGAAUCUUAAGUUCCCAUAGUAACGUGAUGGGACAGCUGCAUCAACAUCGACCGGAGCAGCCACAAUCAUUUCAGUUGGAAUCUGGGCAUGUGAUUAAUGUGCAGCCUUCUAGUCUUGUCUCACCUACAUCCUUGAGUAGUUUUUCUUGUAGGAGUAAUACAGUCUCUUCCUCUUGCAACCACAAUCCAAGCAUCCCAAACUUCAUUGGCGGUUCCAUUGCUGACUACUGCAUACUUUCUUCUAACGGCAGUCUGGCGGUCCAGGUGGGGCCAAUGCCAGAAGGCAGCUUCAGGACUGUUGGUUUGCUUGGUGGUUAUCCCGUUCCAAGUUCAAUCACGAAUGUAGCUUCUUCUUGCUCUGUGGAGAGCACCACUGACUUACAAAGCUGGCAACUUCAGAACUCAGUACAAGUAAUGGGCGCUAAUCCACCCACUCAGGUUUCUGGACUUGCAUCAAAUUCAGGGGAUAUCUCAUAUGGCCUGAAGGGAGGUCACUUAUUGGACCAAGGAGCCUCCAGGAGUCUAGGAUCUGUGAACAAGGAACCAUGCUCCCACGGUAGGUUUGGUGUUGAUAGUGGACCACUACCAUCCUUUGCUGGUGAAUUGGGUGAAGGAAUAGCCUGUCUGCAUGAUGACAUGAAUGUGGUGAAGCGAGAGGUUGAUUUGGAAUUUAUGGACAAUUUGAAAGUUGGCUUGCCUGUUGUGCAGCAGUUUUCUGCAAAUGACCUUAUGGGUGUUCUCUCCAAAUAGGUAAUUUCGGUUUCUUUGUGAUGUCUAAUUUCUUUUUUGACAUAGGAAGCUAUCAUAUUUCGUCUAUAUUUGUUUAUACUAUGGAUGGACUUGUAAACACGCUGAAUGAGUGUGUGCUUGAAGUGUUGAAGGCUUGAAGCUUUGCCUUCCUUGUAUGGGGAGUGGAAACUUCGACCAGCAUCCAGCUUUAAUAGAAAAAAGCGGUGCUUGA
Messenger RNA from Nymphaea colorata (pocket water lily), 2929 nucleotides. RefSeq names its product two-component response regulator ORR21-like. The coding region runs from base 727 to 2718 and encodes 663 amino acids. The record is from RefSeq and is a predicted model, not a curated record. Lineage: Eukaryota; Viridiplantae; Streptophyta; Magnoliopsida; Nymphaeales; Nymphaeaceae. Gene Ontology annotation, biological process: phosphorelay signal transduction system; cytokinin-activated signaling pathway. The transcript is spliced from 5 exons. Gene Ontology annotation, molecular function: DNA binding.